This is a messenger RNA of Radiomyces spectabilis, 1589 nucleotides long. Its product is annotated as peptidase M18. The coding region runs from base 30 to 1433 and encodes 467 amino acids. Gene Ontology annotation, molecular function: zinc ion binding; aminopeptidase activity. Gene Ontology annotation, biological process: proteolysis. The record is from RefSeq and is a predicted model, not a curated record. Gene Ontology annotation, cellular component: fungal-type vacuole. The transcript is spliced from 10 exons. Lineage: Eukaryota; Fungi; Mucoromycota; Mucoromycetes; Mucorales; Radiomycetaceae.
CAUUCUCUUUCACUAUCUUCAUUCCUGCAAUGUUUAAUCCUAGCGUUCCUGAAGAAGCUCGUGAAUUCCUCGAUUUCGUAAACGCGUCCCCUUCUCCCUUCCAUGCCACGCACGAAGCUGCUGAGCGAUUGCGCAAGGCUGGCUUCAAGGAAAUCAAAGAACGUGAUAGCUGGAACGGCACCAUUGAGCGUAAUGGCAAAUACUUCUUUACUCGCAAUGGCUCCUCCAUCGUUGGUUUUACCGUCGGUGGAGCGUAUAAGCCUGGGAAUGGUUUUUCUAUUCUCGGUGCCCACACCGAUUCACCCUGCCUGAAACUGAAGCCUAUUUCCAAGAAAGAAAAAUCCGGAUAUCUCGAAGUUGGCGUGCAAUUGUAUGGUGGUGGUAUCUGGCAUACCUGGUUUGACAGAGAUCUCAGUGUCGCUGGUCGUGUCUUGGUCGAGCAAGAAGAUGGUACCUUCAAGCACACUUUGGUCAAAGUGGAUCGUCCUUUGUUGCGUAUCCCUACGCUCGCCAUUCAUUUGGAUCGUACAGCGAACGAUGGCUUCAACUUUAACAAAGAAACGCAAUUGGCGCCCAUUUUGGCUACUGCCACCAAAUCGGCAUUGAAUGGAUUCGACAAGGCUGGCGACUCGGAAGCAGAGGCAUUGCACCAUCCAUUGCUGGUUCAUGUCCUUGCCGAUGAGAUGAAGGUUAAGCCUCGGCAGAUUCGUGAUUUCGAAUUGGCACUUUACGAUACUCAAAAGUCUACCAUUGGCGGUGCGUGCAACGAAUUUAUCUUCUCGCCUCGUCUUGACAACCUUGAAAUGUCCUUCUGUUCGAUCAAGGCUCUUGUUGAAGCUCAGGAUAUUGCGAAUGACACCAACAUUCGCUUGGUGGCUUUGUUCGAUAAUGAAGAAAUUGGAAGUUUGACGGCUCAUGGUGCUGAUUCCAACCUUUUGCCCUCCACGUUGCAACGUUUGGUUGCCACAGAGUUGGGAGACGAGAAGGUCUCGGCUACGGCUUUCGAGGAGGCCAUGCACAAGAGUAUUUUGGUCAGCGCCGACAUGGCUCAUGCUAUUCAUCCCAAUUAUGCGGACAAGCACGAAGAGAACCAUCGCCCUGAAAUGCAUAAAGGCACCGUGAUCAAGGUGAACGCAAAUCAGCGUUAUGCCACGACAGCCAUGACGAGUCUGGUACUCAAAGAAUUAGCCAAGAAACACAACAUCCCUAUUCAGGAAUUCGUCGUUCGCAAUGAUUCGUCUUGUGGAUCCACCAUCGGCCCCAUGUUGAGUGCUAAGCUUGGGCUCCGUACAGUGGAUAUUGGUAACCCCCAGCUCAGCAUGCAUUCGAUUCGCGAAGUUGGUGGAACGGAUGAUGUCCCUCAUGCUAUUAAUCUGUUCAAGGUGUUCUUUGAAGAAUUCCCAGCUUUGGAAAAAAGAAUUUUUGUAGAUUAGAGUAUGUGAAUAGUAGGAGCAACUAUAGGGAUUUUGAGAGAGGGGCUGAAGAAGGGGAGGUUUGAUCUGGGUAGAAUCCAUCUUUUACGGAGAUCCAAUUUUUCCUGACAUGAACAAAAAGAAAAAAUCAAAAAAAAACAAUUUUUCAAGUGUGCU